AUGGAACAGACGAGAUUUUUUAACCGGAUAAUUAACUCGCCAGCAACUUCAACAAGUCGACCAACUGCUCCUGCAGACCCAGAAAAUCGGCCAGCUACUCCUUCAACAAAUCGACCAGCAGCUCCUGCAGCCCCAGAAAGUCGGCCAGCAACUUCAACAAGUCGGACAGCUACUCCUUCAACAAGUCGACCAGCUGCUCCUGCAGCCCCAGAAAGUCGGCCAGCUACUCCUUCAAUUCAAACAAGUCGACCAGCUGCUCCUGCUGCCCCAGAAAGUGGGCCAGCAACUUCAACAAGUCGACCAACUGCUCCUGCAGCCCCAGAUAGUCAGCCAGCUACUCCUCCAAUUCAAACAAGUCGAUCAGUUGCUCCUGCAGCCCCAGAAAGUCGGUCAGCUACUCCUUCAACUUCAACAAGUCGAUCAACAGCUCCUGCAGCCACAGCAAGUCGGCCAGCUACGGUUUUAGUAGAACUGCCUCCAGCUACCACUAAAGUUCCGAAAAUACUACAUCGAUCAACAGCUACUUCUGCUGUGAUUAAAGGAGCUUGGUCAUAUACCGAUGAAGUUCCGGUACCCACUUUGCCAAGAGCAACGGCAGCAUUAAAAGAAGGGACCAUUCAAGUACAAGUCACGUCAUCAAAAGCUCGAAAAGAAGUUCCUCUGGCCAUAUGCGAUCCGGAAAAUGGAACACGAAAGUCGAAAAGAAGACGCAUGGAGAAAUCUUUUGCGGAUGACGUAGACUCAACCUCGGAUCCUUUAAGGAAACCUACAUUAUGCGCAGCUCUGCCUUGCAGAAAGCCGAGGGGGAGACCGAUAUGGAUUCUGUGUGAUGGCAAAUGUGGCAAAUGGUUUCACCAAACGUGCUUAGGUUUGAAACGCGGCCAAAUUUCACAGUCUGAGCACUUCAUUUGCCCAAGUUGUCUCUGAUUCGAUCAGGGAACCGAAACUGAAUAUGAGUUGGAUGACGAGUUCAUGGGGAGGAGGCAGAUCCGUGUUCGCUUCAUUCACCUCAACACGCUCUGGUUCGUUGACAUCAUUGGUCUGAGUCCCUUUUUUACCAUCAAUCUCAUCUUUCACAUCUUCAUCAAACUUUCUUCAUUGCUAAUGCUUCAUUGCGUUUCAUGAUAAGUGCGAUUGUUAUGUAUUGUUUUAUACCUGAGAUCCUGAGAAAUACAGAUUUUUUU
Molecule: messenger RNA, 1184 nt
Organism: Daphnia pulicaria
Lineage: Eukaryota; Metazoa; Arthropoda; Branchiopoda; Diplostraca; Daphniidae
Product: cell wall adhesin EAP1-like
Exons: 4
Coding region: 1-927 (308 amino acids)
Source: RefSeq, a predicted model, not a curated record